This is a messenger RNA of Asparagus officinalis (garden asparagus), 633 nucleotides long. RefSeq lists its product as uncharacterized. Bases 40 to 471 code for a protein of 143 amino acids. The transcript has a single exon. The record is from RefSeq and is a predicted model, not a curated record. NCBI's taxonomy places the organism in Eukaryota, Viridiplantae, Streptophyta, Magnoliopsida, Asparagales, Asparagaceae.
AAAAAAAUUUCACCAUCAACCCAAACCACUAGAAUCGCCAUGAACAAAGAAAAGAAAUCCAAGAACAAAGCAAGGCAGUGCAUUGGAUGGCCAAUGCGAGCUCUUCGAAGCUUCAGGGAUUUCUAUAUCAAAAGCAUUACCCGUUGUGCCGGUAGCGUUCGCUAUGAGGGAGCUGCGUACAAUCCUACAUUAUCCGAAUUUUCUCAUAGCUAUAGUUUUAGUUCGGACAGGAUGAGAGAUGGUGAAAAUGAUCUCGGGGAGCUUGUUCGAGCCGCGAUGAUGGCGAAUGAGUGUUUGGCAAAGAAGGAGAAGAGGGUGAAGAGGAGUCAGAGUGUUGUGAUUGGGAGAAUUGAUGAGGAUGAGGCUUGUGAAUUUGAGGAGGAGGAUGUCAAGGUUGGGUCGAGUCUGUUGGUUCCGAGACGGAGGAGUUUGGAUGUACGGGGUUUGGGUCCGAGACGAAGUGUGGGAUGAAGGAGAGGAUAUUUUUUUUUUUUUUCGGUUCGUGUAUAGAGGAGGUAGGUUUUUGUUCUGUUUUUUAUGUAAAUUUGUUUGAUUGGGUAGAGUAGAAUGAGGAUUUUAUUCAAUAGAUAAAGUUGGGAUUCUGAACUAUGAAAUUUUUUUCUUUUUGUUAAG